Messenger RNA from Rhizoctonia solani, 2418 nucleotides. RefSeq names its product Retrotransposable element Tf2 protein. NCBI's taxonomy places the organism in Eukaryota, Fungi, Basidiomycota, Agaricomycetes, Cantharellales, Ceratobasidiaceae. The coding region runs from base 1 to 2418 and encodes 805 amino acids. The record is from RefSeq and is a predicted model, not a curated record. Gene Ontology annotation, biological process: DNA integration. The transcript is spliced from 6 exons. Gene Ontology annotation, molecular function: nucleic acid binding.
AUGGAAGGAAUCACAGACACUCAAACUGCUCUGAUUGAUUCUGGUUCUUCUGCUAACUUCAUUGAUCCCAAUUUGCCUGUUCUCACAACAUUCCACACAUUGAAUUGGACUCCCCAUGCUCUGUCAUUGGCAUUAAUGGCAAACAAGCAAUUUUCUGCCAUCUUCUAUGCUCUUCCCCUUGGAAAUAGAAACCUUAUCCUUGGAACCCCAUGGCUCAUAUUGGCUAAUCCAGACAUUGAUUGGACCACCAUGAAAGUUUCACUCCACCUAGCUACAAAAGCACAAGAUGGCAGCAUCAACCCUGAGCCUCAGAAUCUCCCUGUUAAAUUCCAGGAGUUUCAGGAAGUGUUCAGUGAAGAGUCCUUUACCAUGCUGCCAAAACAUUGCCCUUAUGACAUUGCUAUUGACCUGGAAGAAGACAAACAGCCUCCCUAUUGUCAGAGCCAACAACUACCACAAGCUGGAAAGAUUGUGCCAACCACCUCACCAGCAGGAGCUCCUGUGAUGUUUGUAAAAAGGGCUGAUGGCAGGCUUUGCUUAGUGGUGGACUAUUGCCAGCUAAAUGCCAUCACAAUCAAGGACAGAUAUGCACUACCCAGACAAGACAAGCUAAUUGAGAAAUUGCGCCAUGCUAAGAUCUUCACAAAGCUAGAUUUGAGGAAUGGAUAUCACAAUAUCAGAAUCAAAGAAGGAGAUGAAUGGAAGGCUGCAUUUCACACUGCCCUUGGUCAUUUUGCUCCCACAGUCAUGCAAUUUGGCCUUAGCAAUGCCCUGGCUGACAAUAUCUCUGUGGUUGUGCACUUGGAUGACAUCUUGAUCUUCUCAAACUCAAGAGAAGAGCAUGUGGAACAUGUCAGGGAAGUCUUAUCUUGCUUGCUGAACCAUAAUCUAUUCUGCAACCCUGCCAAAUGCUACUUCUUUGUCACAGAAGUCACCUUCAUUGGUCUUGUGAUUACUCCUGAUGGCAUCUCCAUGAAAGACAAGGUGCAAGCAAUCAUGGACUGGCCUGAACCCCAAAAUGCAAAACAGGUGCAAUCAUUCCUAGGCUUUGCAAACUUCUACUGUUGCUUUGUCCCCAACUUCUCUUGCUUAGCACGCCCUCUGAAUAACCUUACUCAGAAAGAGCAACCAUGGAUAUGGCUAGAAGAACAGAAGGCUGCAUUUGAUGCAAUCAAGGCUGAGAUUUGCAAGGAGCUUGUUCUAGCUCACCCUGAUGAAUCUAAACCUUACACCUUGGAAACAGACACUUCUGGAGCAGCCAUGGGCGCUGUACUAUCUCAGAGAAAGGAAGAUGGUUGUAUACAUCCUGUUGCAUUCAUGUCAGCCAGCUUUUCACCUGCUGAGCUGAACUAUGACACGCAUGACAAGGAGCUACUUGCCAUCAUUUGUGCAUUUGAGCACUGGAGAAUCUUCCUGGAAGGAACUGAGCAGCCAAUCACUGUGUUUACUGAUCACAAGAAUCUGGAGUACUGGAAAUCAGCUAGAACCUUCAACAGGCGUCAUGCACGCUGGCAUCUCAUGCUGGCGUCCUACAACUUUUCACAGAAACCUGACGCCCUGUCAAGAAAACCAGAUCACACAGACUUAGAACCAUCUCCACAAGUUAUGAUUCCAGAAUCUCAUUUUGAGGCAUUUUCAGCACACAUAGAUUUGUCCUUGCUGGAUCAAAUCAAGGAAGCCACUCAGGAAGACCCUGGUCUUGACACAAACUUGCUAGCUGUAUCAGACCCUAAAUCCAUGCCCCACAGCAUUGCACAGAAGUUCAAGGACUAUACAAUUCAGGAGGGUCUACUGUUGUAUCAAGGAAGAAUAGUUGUGCCAGAUGAACCUGAGAUCAAACAGCAGCUCUUAUCUCACUUCCAUGAUUCCCCUGCUUCUGGUCACCAAGGAAGAGCACAAACUCUGGACUUAAUCAGUUGUCACUAUUACUGGCCAAUAAUGGAAUUCCAAGUCAAUUGCUAUGUGGAGUCUUGUGAAAUCUGUCAAAGAAGCAAGGGCCAUGUACACAACUAUGCUCUCAACCCGCUUGCUGUCCCGGCAUUUACCUGGGAAGGCAUCUUGUAUGAUUUCAUUGUCAAGUUUCCCAAGUUUGCUACUGCUGAGGAUGUAGCUCAGAUGUUCCUGGAACAUGUCUGGAAGCUACAUGGCACUCCCAAGCGCACUGUGUCUGACAGAGGGACUACAUUCAACUCCAAGUUCCUCAAGGCACUCUACAAAUCUCUGCAAAUCACUCCUAGUUUCUCUACUGCUUAUCAACCACAAUCUGAUGGACAAACUGAGAUUGAAAACCAAUGGAUAGAGGCUUACCUAUGUCCUUCCAUGAAUCAUAGACAGUCUGAUUGGGUUGAUUGGCUCCCACUGGCUGCAUUUGCUCAUAAUAAUGCCCGAAGCAAAGGGUCACAACCAGGAAAGAAAUGA